CUUCCUCUCCAAACAAGUUCAAAAAAAAAAAGGAGAGUGAGAGAAGAGGGCACCCGCCGCCGCCGCCGCCGCCGCCGCCGGUGAUCGAGAGGGGACUAGCCUUCCCUUGCCUCGCGUUGCCUCCACGCCAGAAGAAGCAUCGUCAUUAUCAGCUCAGCAGCAGCCAUGUUCGGCCCCACCAACCCAUUUGGGCAGUCAUCAACCAGCCCAUUUGGCCAGAACUCAUUCGGAACCCAGCAGGGAUUUGGCCAGGCUACCCCUGCUGCUAACAACCCCUUUGCGCCAAAACCGUUUGGCAGCCCAACCACAACUUUUGGGGCACAGACUGGAAGCUCACUUUUCGGCACUACAUCCACUGGUGCCUUUGGCCAGCAGCAGUCCACUCCCACAUUUGGCACUACAUCCACUGCUUCUUUUGGCCAGCAGCAAUCCACUCCCGCAUUUGGCACCCCGUCCUCCUCUCCAUUCGGGAGCUCUCCAGCUUUCGGUGCAUCGCCCACUCCUGCCUUUGGUGCUACAUCCUCUACCUUUGGCUCUGGAUCUUUAUUUGGACAAAAGCCAAGUUUUGGAGGUUUUGGAUCAUCUCCUAGCCAAUCAAGUCCUUUUGGUGGCACGUUCCAGCAAACACAACCGACAUUUGGCAGCAGCACUUUUGGUGCAUCAACUACACCGGCAUUCGGUACCACAACUACGCCGACAUUUGGUGCAACUGCACCAGCCUUUGGCACCACAACUACACCGGCCUUCGGCGCCACGACUACCCCAGCAUUUGGUUCAACAUCACCAUCUUUAUUUGGUGCUUCUAGCACCCCGGCGUUUGGCUCAUCCGCUCCUGGUUUUGGAACUUCAGCGACCACACCAUUUGGUGUGAGUAGUAGUACUACAGGUUUUGGAUCUUCCAGCACACCGUCAUUUGGCACAUCAACCAAUGCAUUCAGUUUUGGUCCUUCACCAUCGUUUGGACAAACGACAGUUGCCUCUGGUAGUUCCCCCUUUGGAACAACAUCACCUUUCGGUGUGCAGACUCCAGCAUUUGGCUCACAAACAACAGUACCCACUUUUGGGCAAGCACAAUUUUGUAAUCAAGCUGGAGGAACUAGUAUAAAACUUUAUGCUCAAACACCAGAUGUUGAUGGUGCUACAAGUGUUACUCAGCCAGCAAAACUUGAUUCCAUAUCAGCGAUGCCUGAAUACAAAGACAAGAGUCAUGAAGAAUUGAGGUGGGAAGAUUACCAGCGCGGAGACAAGGGUGGAUCAAACCCUUCUGGAACUCCAACAGUGACACCUACCUCAUCAACACCACCGAAUACUUUUACAACAAACAGUGCAUUUAACCAAACUACUCCAAACCCAUUUUCAUCAAACAAUCCAUUUGCUAAGAAUGGUUCAACUAGUGCAUUACUAUUCAACACCUCAUUUAACAAUACAUCAGUUGCAAGUUUGAGCCCAUUCACAUCGUCCACUAGUACCACAAUCUUUGGACAAACAGGUGUUUCUGUAUUUCCAGCAAGUAGUUCACCAUCUUUGUUUCCAAAUGCUGCUCCUACUUUUGCUUCAUCUUCAUUAUUUGGCACAUCAACACCAAAUAAUUCAAGUCUAUUCGGCACUGGUUUGUCGUUGGCUAAUGCUCAAUUGGCCCCACCAUUUCAAUCUUUCCUCGCAUUUACACAACAGCCAUCAAGUACACUAGCUUUCUCCUCUGGAAACCUAUUUCGCACACUUAAUACUGGCAGUCUGUUUGGCAGCAGACCUUCACUUUUUACAACGCCAACAUAUCAACAAUCUGCCCCUGCUCAAACUUCAAGCAUGUUCUCCUUUCAACCUCCGCCUCAACCAGGUGGACUUCCUGGUUUUUCAAACAUUGCUAAUCAGGCCCUCAUUGGACAGCAAACUAGCCAUUAUAUGGUCAUGCAACCUGCUCCUGUCUCAAAUCCAUUUGGGACACUUCCGGCCAUGCCUCAAAUGUCCAUUGGUAAUGGUGGAUCUUGUUCUUCGGUUCAAUAUGGAAUAUUGAGUUUGCCGGUUGCUGAGAAGCCUCUUCCGAUUAGAACAUUGUCCGUGGCAGUUCCUAGGCAUUUAUUACAAAGAAGGAUCAAAUUUCUGCCAAGAAAAUAUAAUCCAAUAUCAGAUGGCAAGGUUCCAUUCUUUGCUGAUGAUGCUGAAUCUCCUGCAACUCCAAAAGCUGGUGCUUUUUUCAUCCCUAGAGAGAACCCGAGGAAUCUGAUAAUCUGUCCACUCGAGCAGUGGCCCUCACAUAGUGGAAUUAACAGGCAAUCAGUUCCAAAGGAUUCAGCUGGUUUGGACAAAUAUGAAGAUGCAUCCACUGAAAAGGCUGUCAAGUCACCAAGGUGCAGUCCUCUGGUGGAAAAUGGGAAGCAGCAUGAGCCCAGUCAUCAUGGGAAUGGGAAGGGCACUUCAGUUAAGGGGCUGUUGCCUAAGCUCCCUCAGGCAGAUUACUUCACGGAGCCUAAUCUGGAGGAGCUUGCUGCCAAAGAACGUGGUGAGCCAGGCUACUGCGGUCUGGUGGAGGACUUUGUUGUGGGGCGCCAUGGCUAUGGCAGCAUCAAGUUCCUUGGGGAGACGGAUGUGCGGGGCCUGGAUUUGGAGUCAGUUGUGGAGUUCAACAACAGGGAGGUUAUUGUGUACAAGGACGACAGCAAGAAGCCCCCGGUGGGUGAGGGGCUUAACAAGGCUGCGGAGGUGACUCUUCUGAACAUCAAAUGCGUGAACACUAAGACAGGGGGGGAAUAUCUAGAUGGCCCGCAGGUGGACAGUUAUACACAAAUGCUUGUGAGGAUGACGGAGGAGCAGGGAGCAGAGUUUGUGUCCUUUGAUGUGGCCAUGGGAGAGUGGAAGUUCAGGGUGGAGCACUUCAGCACCUACGGGCUCUGGGAUGUGGCAGGGGAAUCGGAGGAGAGGCGGGUGCUGCAGAAGGAGCAAGAUGCUGAAUCAGCAUGUCAAAUAAAAAAAAUAAUUUGGGAUGAUGAUACAACAUCAUUGUUUAACCAUAUAUGUUCCCAAGAAAUUACCCAAGGGAACAUGGAGGUUGGAAAGCUUUCAGUUGAAAUCUUAUGGGAGAAGCUCGCAAAGGAAGGAAUUCAAUGUACCAAUUAUCAAAUUCAAAAUAAAUGGGAUGAUUUGAAAAGGCUACAUAGUUUUUGGCACAAUCAAGUGUUGGGGUCCAAAGUGAAAAUAAAAGAUGAAAAGUUUUGGAAGCGUGUAUUGAAGUCUCGGGAAUCAAAGAUUGAGUAUAGAAACUUAAGACAUGGCCCACCGCAAGACAUUGAAUAUCGUGAUAUAAUGUUUGGAAAGAAGUCAGCGCAAAAUUCUUCUCGAAGAGAUCAACAAUUAAAGAAAGAUCCAGAUUGUUUACAGAUCACUGUUCAAGAGUUGAAGGAAGAGCGAGAGAAUCUAAAGAAUGACUUAGAAAAAGUGAAGGAAGAGCGAGAGAAUCUAAAGAAUGACUUAAAAAAAGUGAAGGAAGAGUUGAAGUCAGCGCAAGAUUCUUCUCGAAGAGCUCAACAAUUAAAGAAAGAUCUAGAUUGUUUACAGAUCACUGUUCAAGAGUUGAAGGAAGAGCGAGAGAAUCUAAAGAAUGACUUAGAAAAAGUGAAGGAAGAGCGAGAGAAUCUAAAGAAUGACUUAAAAAAAGUGAAGGAAGAGUUCAAGCUCAUAGGGAUGCAGAAGGACAUGGAAAAGCAGUUGAGUACUAUGAUUCCUGCCUCAGUGGCAAAGGAAAGCAAAAAACUCGAGACAUCAUUAGGGCGCAGCAUGGAGAAAUCUAUCAAGGCUCACAUUGAUACCUUUUGGGUUCGUCUCCAGGAAGAAAACACUAAGCGUGAAAAGGCUGACAGAGAACGAAUGCAGCAAUUGGUUACUCUCAUUACAAACUCGAUAAACAAGGACAUUCCUGCUAAUCUGGAGAAAUCACUUAAGAAAGAAAUCUCGUCACUUGGGCCUGUUGUUGCUCGAGCAAUUACACCUAUUAUUGAGAAGUGCCUAGCCUCUGUGGUUUCUGAUUCAGUUCAGAAAGGGGUGGGUGACAAGGUGUGCAAUCAGCUGGAUAAAUCUAUUAGUGGGAAACUUGAAGCUACACUUGCCAGGCAAAUCCAAAUGCAGUUCCAUACAUCUGUAAAACAGGCUCUUCAGGAUGCUUUGCACACUAGCUUUGAAUCAUUGCUUGUUCCAGCAUUUGAACAAUCAUGCAAGACGAUGUUUGAGCAAGUAGAUGGUGCAUUUCAGAAAGGAAUGUCUGAGCACACAGUUGCUAUUCAGCAGCAAGUUGAGACAGCACAUACUCCAUUAGCGUUAACAUUAAAGGAAACCAUCAAUUCUGCAUCAUCAAUCACCCAGAGUUUUUCGUGAGAGUUACUUGAUGGCCAGUGCAAGCUAUUGGCACUUGUUGCUUCUGGGAACGUCAAGGCACAUAAUACCAAUUCUUUGCAACCCGUUAAUGGUCCUAUGGGUGGCCCCCAAGAGGUUGAGGCUCCAUUAGAUCCGAUGAAAGAGCUGGGCAGGCUGAUAUCUGAACGCAAGUUUGACGAGGCAUUUACAAUGGCCCUACAAAGGAGUGAUGUUUCCAUAGUAUCGUGGCUAUGCUCUCAGGUUGAUUUGCGUGCAUUAUUGGCAAUGGUCCCACUCCCACUUAACCAGGGGGUUCUCUUGGCCCUACUGCAGCAGCUAGCAGUUGACCUAAACAACGAGACAUCACGAAAAGUUCAAUGGAUGACAGAUGUUGCCAUGGCAAUCAAUCCAGCAGACCCGAUGAUUGCGGUGCAUGUGCGACCCAUCUUUGAAGCAAGUCUACAGCCAGUUGGCCCACCAGCGGGCACUCCCCACGACGAGCACAACAUAUGGCACCAGCAUCCGCGUGAUAAUGCAUGUAAUUAACUCGGUUCUGCUUAGCUAUAAGUGAUACUACCAUUGGUGGCUGUACAACUGUGGGAAAUAGGCCUAUUCUAUGUAUAGAGAAAUUUUGAAACGGAAAGGGAACCCACAGCCCACGGGUUGAUGCUGUGACAAUGUGGUCGAGGACACUUGCAAGACAGUGGAGGCAUCCUCCCCGGGUGUAAACUAGGCUUGAGUAACUCUUGAAUUUGCACUAUUGUAGUAUUUCGGUGUCCUCGAAUUGUCUAGAUUAUGUUCCUUCGUCUUGUGGUCAGUCGAAGUCCGGGACGGCUUGAGGCCCGUAGCAGGUGUUUGUGGUGGUUGAUUCCCACAAAAUUUUGGAAGAUAAUGGAGAAUUGUUUGAGGCAGCUAGUUCUGUUUCGAUAUUUAUCUCA
This is a messenger RNA of Panicum virgatum (switchgrass), 5282 nucleotides long. Its product is annotated as nuclear pore complex protein NUP98B-like. NCBI's taxonomy places the organism in Eukaryota, Viridiplantae, Streptophyta, Magnoliopsida, Poales, Poaceae. Bases 166 to 4365 code for a protein of 1399 amino acids. The record is from RefSeq and is a predicted model, not a curated record. The transcript has 22 exons. Gene Ontology annotation, molecular function: structural constituent of nuclear pore. Gene Ontology annotation, biological process: protein import into nucleus; RNA export from nucleus; post-transcriptional tethering of RNA polymerase II gene DNA at nuclear periphery. Gene Ontology annotation, cellular component: nuclear pore; nuclear pore cytoplasmic filaments.